This is a messenger RNA of Gossypium raimondii (Peruvian cotton), 999 nucleotides long. RefSeq names its product chromatin remodeling protein SHL. The transcript has 5 exons. Gene Ontology annotation, molecular function: chromatin binding. The coding region runs from base 152 to 805 and encodes 217 amino acids. NCBI's taxonomy places the organism in Eukaryota, Viridiplantae, Streptophyta, Magnoliopsida, Malvales, Malvaceae. The record is from RefSeq and is a predicted model, not a curated record.
UGUAUCACCAUACCUCCGAGAAACACUGAAUCUAAACUCCCCGCCAAAACAGAAAGUAAAUAAAAAUUUUAAAUAAUUAGUAUGAUAUUUUGAAAAUUUUCUUUUUGUGUCAUUUUAAAAUCUCUGUUUAUCUGAAGAAAAUUGCUUCGCCAUGGCCAAAGGCAAAGCUCCAAGGAGAACUCUCGAUUCUUAUACACUCAGGAACAUCAACAAAACAAUUAAAGCGGGAGAUUGUGUGUUGAUGCGACCGGCGGAGCGAUCGAAACCGCAAUACGUGGCGAGAAUCGAACGGAUCGAGGCGGACGCACGUGGUGGAAACGUGAAGGUGCACGUGAGGUGGUAUUAUCGGCCGGAGGAGUCGAUCGGAGGGAGGAGACAGUUCCAUGGUUCUAAGGAGGUUUUCUUGUCUGAUCAUUACGAUGUGCAAAGCGCUGAUACGAUCGAAGCGAAGUGUACGGUCCAUAGCUUCAAAAGCUAUACAAAGCUUGACGCCGUUGGAAACGACGAUUUCUUCUGUCGUUUCGAAUACAAUUCCGCCACCGGUGCUUUCAACCCCGAUCGCGUCGCCGUUUAUUGCAAAUGUGAGAUGCCUUACAAUCCUGAUGAUCUUAUGGUUCAGUGUGAAGGUUGCAGUGACUGGUUUCACCCUGCUUGUAUAGAAAUGACAGCAGAAGAGGUGAAAUUACUCGAUCACUAUUUUUGUGAAACUUGUUUAUCCGAUGAUCCGAAGAAGUUGCAGAAUUCCCUUGCCUCUUCCGUAGACUUGGAUACAAAGGUGGAUGCAAAAAAACGACGACGGAGGUGAAAAAGAAAGUACAUAAACCUAGUGUUUUAGUUGAGAUACGAUAGUUUUAAUUUUUACCACGAUGGUUGAGUUUGAGACUGACUUAGCCGGUUUGAAAACCUCAAUGGUUUUUUUUUUUUUUUUAUGCGAUAUGUAUGUAUCUGGUUUGUAAAUUAAGGUUGUAUUGUAUGUAAAAUAAAACUUCACCGUUUCUA